This is a messenger RNA of Cervus elaphus (red deer), 10211 nucleotides long. It is a transcript of the gene NHS, whose product is annotated as NHS actin remodeling regulator. The transcript has 9 exons. Bases 2113 to 6693 code for a protein of 1526 amino acids. Gene Ontology annotation, biological process: lens development in camera-type eye; cell differentiation. Lineage: Eukaryota; Metazoa; Chordata; Mammalia; Artiodactyla; Cervidae. The record is from RefSeq and is a predicted model, not a curated record.
UUCAGCAGCAGUUGCACACCUGCUGUGGCCACUCCACCAGGCUCCCCCUAAGCCAAGGGAGCGGUGGGCUCUGCUCCCACUGACUCCUCAGGGAGGUCUGGCAUUCUCCAUCAUGCCGCCUUCGUGAAACCCUGUGGUCCUCUGGUGUCCAGGAGAGGCCGUCCCUCCUUCCCUGGUCUGCUGCUUCUCUGUCUGAUCUCCCUGGCAGGCUCUUUUCCUUUGUUGACCCACCCCUUGAACUUUGGGGUUCACGACUCUUCUCGGCCUCACUUGGGGGAGUGACCGUGCCACCUCCUCCCACCUUAUCCUUCCUGACCUCACCUCACUGUCUUCCAGCGGGGACUCUAGCCCAUGCUGUAGGCUGGCAGCCCUUGGAGGAGGUUGGUGCGAGCAGGGUCAGAGGAGAGCAGCCAGCCUGGACUAACUUGGCUUCCACGUGAUCCUUUGUGUGAUCACAAUCGUAAUUCAUAGUAAUGCCAAUUAGGAAAUACUCUCUACCAGGGCUUGUGCCAACCCUGUGAUUUCUUCUGACCUUGGCAAGUCGAGUGUUUCACCACAAUUUGUGAAUUAUGGAGGGGUCAGAGGCCUCGUGGACACAGGACUGCUCUUGCAUGCAAAUCUGCCCAGGACCUCGGUCUCCCUGUUUGAAAACAGGUAGCCUGGUCAAAACAGGGGCAAGUUUUCCCUAAAUGGGUUUCCAAGGCUUCAAGAUAAAGUACCAGAAACUGCCUCCCACAAGGCAUAUUUUGGAUAAUUUCAUUCACUGCUUUCCCCCUGGUUAUAUAUUAGGAUAUAUCCCAUAAGUGUUGUGUUUUUAGUGGCCCUAAAUGGCUUUCUGUCUUCUGCAUGUGGUGGUUAUAUAUAGAAUCUGCCAGCCUAAGGCAUGGGUACACACUGCCGUGGUUUUUAACCCCGGUUUCUUCUCAGAGCUGGUUUAGUAAAUUACCCAUCCCUGGAGAUGAGCCCGUCGCCGGGAAGGCAUUGUCUUUGCAGUGUUUUGGAGCCUGGGCAGGCUGAGUUGUGUCCAGCCUGCGAGGUUUCGCCAAUGAAAGGGGGGAGGGGAGGCAAUGUUACAAUAUUCGGCCGCUCUAAUCCUGUUACGCACGCGGGCACAUGCUCCGCGCCAGUCUCCAGCCUCCCUCUUGCCCCGGCUGGAGGAGUUGGCACGGUCGGCAUCUCUGAUUCCUCUGCUGUUGGCUCGAGACCAGGGAGCGGGGAGGUGAGAAGGGAACCACGGGGGUGCGGUGCUGAGCAGCCGCGGUCGGUCCAGCCUGUUGGUGAUGAGCCGAGCCCGCCGCCUCUCUGGGCAUGGGUAACGCGCAGCGCCAGCGGUCGUGCUACCGGAGAAGGAAACGCACAGGUACCAGAAAUCCGGAUCCAGGAUCCUCCGCAGCCCCCGGCUCCUCUGAGCGCGCAGGGCCCGCUUUGUGGCCAGCUCCCGCGCGCCACCGAGUUUGGGGCUGGGGUCUGAGUCCUGCAGCUCACUGCGGCUGGCAGCAGGGGACGGAUUAUUUUUAGCAGGUUCCCUUUAGCCCAGUGGAGCCAGGAGAUGUUCACAGAGCCGGGCGGCUGUCUGCAGAGCGUUGGUGCAACCGUGCCUGCUGCCCGGGAGGUUUGGCUGCCGCAGUCCCCUCCAUUCACUGGGCUGUAAAUCGAAGCUGUCUACACCGGCAAGGCGCUCGAUCCCAGCGUGGCCCUGGGGCUACGUCCCGCCCAGGUCUCCUGGCACCUGAUUUCCCAGUGGUCAAUUAGGUGUCUCUGCCUGCAGCAUUGAAGCAGUGGAGGGGCCAAUGCCCCGGCUUUGAUGGAGCGCGCCGUGCGCAGAGACCUCCCCAGUCGACUUCCUCAUCAGAAGGCAGCAUCCAUUCAUAAUUCUCUCUCAGCCUGUGGACCGAGUUUGGCUGGAGCUGAGCAUGGACUCCGGCGAUCUCCCUUUUUGCAUCUGAAGCAGAAACUAAGAUAAAAGGGAGAAGGAAGGGGGAAUGCGGUCCUAACGCAACAAGGCGCUGGAAAGCCCCCCGGGAGGCCUCUCCUUUGCAGGGAGAGGGAGAAGAGGCAGAUCGCGAGCCCAGCGCCUCAGCCAGCUGCUGCUUCGCUGCGGAGCCGGCACGCAUGCCUACCUCACCUGACGGCCGCAUUCCCGGGGAGCCGGCGCGGGGCCCGGCGGCGCGCCCAGGGCGCACGGGCGGUAGGAUCUCUGCACCGGGGGAACGAAGCGCGGGCGGGCUUACCAGGGCCGAGCCCGAGCCUGAGCGGGCGCCCGGGGAGGCCAGCCUCGGCCCGGAGCCCCACCGCAACCCCCCGGGAUGUUCCGCUGUCUCCAACCUGGACGUCGAGAGCAAGCUGAGCGUGUACUAUCGUGCACCGUGGCACCAGCAGAGAAACAUCUUCCUCCCGGCCACCAGGCCACCCUGCGUGGAGGAGCUGCACCGCCAGGCCCGGCAGAGCCUGCAAGCCCUGCGCAGAGAACACCGGAGCCGGAGCGAUCGUCGGGAGCAGAGAGCUGCUGCACCCAUCUCGGUAGCAGCUCCUCCGCUGCCCGCCUACCCCCCGGCCCACAGCCAGAGGAGACGCGAAGCCAAGGACCGGCACUUCUUAACGUUUAACAGCACCCGUUCGCCCUCCCCUACUGAAUGUUGCCACAUGACCCCAUGGAGUAGAAAGUCCCAUCCCCCAGAGGAUGAAGAUACAGAUGUCAUGUUAGGGCAAAGGCCGAAAAACCCAGUACACAAUAUCCCCUCAACACUGGACAAGCAGACCAACUGGAGCAAAGCACUGCCUCUUCCGACGCCAGAGGAAAAGAUGAAACAAGAUGCCCAAGUGAUUUCUUCCUGCAUUAUUCCCAUCAACGUCACUGGAGUCGGUUUUGACAGAGAGGCUAGUAUACGCUGCUCUCUUGUUCAUUCACAAUCUGUGCUACAGCGGAGACGAAAACUGAGGAGGAGGAAAACCAUUUCGGGUAUCCCCAGGAGAGUCCAACAAGAAAUAGAUUCUGAUGAAUCGCCCGUGGCCAGGGAAAGGAAUGUGAUUGUGCACACAAAUCCGGACCCUUCCAACACUGUCAACAGGAGGUCUGGAACCAGGGACUCAGAGUGCCAAACUGAGGAUAUUCUGAUUGCUGCUCCAUCCAGAAGAAGAAUCAGAGCUCAAAGGGGUCAGAGCAUUGCAGCUUCUCUUUCUCAUUCUGCUGGCAACAUUUCUGCACUGGCAGACAAAGGUGACGCCAUGUUUACUACUGCAGUGAGCAGCCGCACGAGAUCUCGGAGCCUUCCCAGGGAGGGCAACAGAGGUGGGGAUGCUGAGCCCAAAGUUGGUGCUAAACCCUCAGCAUAUGAAGAAGGGGAGCCUUUCGUGGGAGACCAAGAAAGAACCCUUCCCGAUUGCAGUGAGGCCCCCAACAGCCCCAGUGCACAGGAGCACCAGCCUGCUUUGAGCCUGGCCUGUUCUCAACAUCUGCACAGCCCCCAGCACAAGUUAAAUGAGAGAGGGAGGUCUCGUCUGUCGCGGAUGGCAGCCGAUUCUGGCAGCUGCGACAUCUCCUCCAACUCGGACACCUUUGGGAGCCCCAUCCACUGCAUUUCUACAGCUGGCGUCCUCCUCAGCAGCCACAUGGACCAGAAAGAUGACCACCAGUCAUCCAGUGGCAACUGGAGCGGGAGCAGCUCCACAUGCCCCUCACAGACCUCAGAGACGAUCCCUCCUGCAGCUUCGCCUCCCCUCACUGGCUCUUCACACUGUGACUCGGAGUUGUCACUCAACACGGCCCCUCAUGCUAACGAGGACACCAGUGUCUUCGUGACAGAGCAGUACAACGACCAACUGGAGAAAGUGAGAGGCCACCGGACAAACUCCUUUACCUCCACGGUGGCAGACCUGUUGGAUGACCCCAACAAUAGCAACACGAGCGAUAGCGAGUGGAAUUACCUACACCAUCAUCAUGACGCCUCCUGCCGCCAGGAUUUUAGUCCUGAGCGUCCCAAGGCAGACAGCCUGGGCUGCCCAAGCUUCACGAGCAUGGCCACUUACGACAGCUUUCUGGAAAAGUCUCCGUCGGACAAAGCCGACACCAGCUCUCACUUUUCAGUGGACACAGAAGGAUACUACACCUCCAUGCACUUUGACUGUGGUCUCAAAGGCAGUAAGAAUUAUGUCUGUCACUAUGCAGCCCUGGGCCCGGAGAAUGGCCAGGGCAUUGGGGUUCCUCCUGCACUUUCAGACUGCACCUGGCAGGACUACUUAGACCACAGGAGGCAGGGGAGACCAAGCAUCUCUUUCAGGAAACCAAAGGCAAAGCCAACUCCACCUAAACGUAGCUCAUCAUUGAGGAAGUCUGACGGAAAUGCAGACACUUCUGAGAAGAAAGAACCAAAGACAAGCAGUGGCCAGCUCCUGCCUCACAGUUCCAGGGAAAUGAAGCUGCCUCUCGAUUUCUCCAACACACCUUCUCGAAUGGAAAAUGCCAAUCUUCCCACCAAGCCAGAACCUUCGUGGAUGAACCAGAAUGAACAUGGUAUUAAGGAACCUCAGUUAGACACUCCAGAUGUUCCACCAUUCAAAGAUGAAGGUGCUGAAUCAACUCACUAUGCAGAUCUCUGGCUUCUAAAUGACUUGAAAACAAAUGACCCUUACAGAUCUUUAUCGAAUUCAAGCACUGCUACGGGUACCACUGUUAUCGAAUGCAUUAAAUCUCCAGAGAGUUCUGAAUCCCAAACAUCCCAGUCAGAAUCUAGAGCCACCACCCCCUCCCUUCCUUCUGUCGACAAUGAGUUUAAACUUGCUUCACCAGAAAAGCUGGCUGGCCUGGCAUCUCCAUCAAGCGGCUAUUCCAGCCAGUCCGAAACGCCAACAUCCUCUUUCCCUACUGCUUUCUUUUCUGGCCCAUUGUCUCCUGGAGGUAGCAAAAGAAAGCCGAAAGUCCCAGAAAGGAAAUCUUCCCUCCAGCAACCCUCUUUAAAAGAUGGCGCUCUGUCACUGAGUAAAGAUCUGGAACUUCCAAUUAUACCUCCUACCCAUCUUGACCUAAGUGCUCUUCAUAAUGUCUUGAACAAACCAUUCCACCACCGCCACCCCCUACACGUCUUCAGUCAUAAUAAGCAGAACACAGUAGGAGAAACUCUGAGGUCCAAUCCUCCACCAUCUCUUGCAAUUACACCCACGGUCCUGAAAUCAGUUAACCUUAGGUCCAUCAGUAAAUCUGAAGAAGUUAAGCAAAAAGAAGGCAACAACACAGAUCUCCCCUACCUGGAGGAAAGCACUGUCACCACGGGUAAGAUUAGGCCACACGUGAUGAAGAAAUCAUUACCAUGUCAGUACGCCACUGAAGAUACCAUCCUGUCCUUUUUAGACUCCUCUGCAGUUGAGAUGGGACCAGAUAAACUACAGUUAGAAAAAAAACAUACUUUUGAUGUGAAGCAUCAUUGUGAUCCAGAAACAGUAACCUCAGCUGGUGGCAAUCUUCUAGAUUCAAGUGUCACAAGAGACCAAAUGCAUAUGGAGAGUGAGCCUGUUUCAGAAAACAAACCAAGUAAAAGUUGUGACUUUCUCACAGAAGGCUUUCAGAGGGUCUCUGCUGCUCGCCCAAAUGAUUCAGAUGGUAAGACACUGCAAUAUGGAGCUGGUCCGGAUGGAGCCCUAGCGCAGGUCCAGAAGUUGUCUUUUGUAGAUCGCGAGGAAGCUGCACCCCCAGAGUCUGUGGAUGUGCUCACACCUCAGUCAGACUCUCCAACUCGAGUCACAGACAUAGGCUAUCAACUUAAGCCUCAACUUGGGAUGAGCCACCACCAUGACAAAGUGCCUGGGAAUAUCAGCUCCGAAGUAGAGAUAUCAACUAUAAAUCCAUGCCCUGAAAAGUGUUCUGAGCAGGAAAAUAUUGCUUCAGGGAUUUCAGCCAAAAGUGCCUCUGAUAACAGCGGAGCAGAGGAGACCCAAGGAAGUGUGGAUGAGGUUUCGUUGAAAGAAUCGUCACCGAGUGAUGACUCUGUCAUUUCACCAUUAAGUGAAGACUCUCAGGCUGAAGCAGAAAGUGUGUUCGUGUCUCCCAACAAACCUCGAACAACUGAGGAUUUGUUUGCAGUUAUUCACAGGUCCAAGAGGAAAGUACUUGGAAGAAAAGAUUCUGGGGACAUGUCUGUCCGCAGUAAAUCGAGAGCUUCCCUGGGCAGCAGUAGCAGCAACAGCGCCGGUUCUGUCACUUCGCCCAACAGCAAUGUGACCACCCCAAACAGCCAGAGGUCUCCUGGCCUCAUCUACCGAAAUGCCAAAAAGUCCAACACGUCCAAUGAAGAGUUUAAGCUGUUACUGCUGAAGAAAGGCAGUCGCUCAGAUUCCAGUUACCGUAUGUCUGCUACUGAGAUCCUGAAGAGUCCCAUCCUGCCCAAACCUCCUGGGGACCUCACCGCGGAGUCCCCCCAAAGCCCCCAUGAGGCCCAUCAGGGGUCACCGGGAACUGAAGCACUGUCUCCCCUCUCUCCGUGCUCCCCACGGGUUAACGCAGAAGGGUUUUCCUCGAAGAACUUUGCCACCUCGGCAUCGGCCAGGGUGGGACGUUCCCGGGCUCCUCCUGCGGCCAGCAGCAGCCGCUACAGUGUCCGCUGCAGGCUGUACAACGCGCCCAUGCAGGCAAUCUCCGAGGGUGAGACCGAAAACUCUGACGGGAGCCCGCAUGACGACCGAUCCUCCCAGAGCUCCACGUAGGCGACCCCGCCAGGCUGGCUAUCCAAGGCCAAAACCUUACUCAUGAGGAUGGAGGAACAAAACGGAAGACGUGGGACAAGUCAGCAUGUGGUGGGGUCCCAUUACGUUUACCAACGAGUUCCUAAAUAUUUGCUGGAGAAAUGGAAGGUGGUUCGGUCUUUCUUAUUUUCCAUGUUUUUCAGUAGCUGCACUGUCUUUCAUAUUUUUCUUUAGCAUAGUUUGAUUUACCUAGUCUCAUUCCUUUUGAUAAUAGAGAAUUUAAAAAUGUGUGCUUUUCACAAAACCUAGAAAAAUUUUUUCCCAGAGCUGCCUAUUCAGAAAACAAAGCCCUCACUGUCAUAAUUCAUAUGAAGAUGAAAUUACUCUGGAGGUUUGGUAUAUUUUUACAUUCAAAUGAACUAAAGCAAAAUUUAGAAGAACUACACACAUGUAAAUACCAUAUUUUUGAUAAAAAUGUGUAAAUAGAUUUAUCGACGACGAGUGGACAUGUGGCCAACUAUCUACCACACACCAACUGUUUAUAGAACACAACAAAUACAGUGUAAUAAUUGUAUUCUGUGAAUACCAUUUUCAUAUCAAAUACCAUAUUUAAAUGUCCACCAAUAUGAUUUCUGAGUGAUAAACCUCAAAUAUGACUUUUAAACUGGUGAAAUAAAGGAAAUCUUGAGGUCAUAUAGUGAAAUGUGAUUAAUUUAAAACAAUGAAUUCAGACUUAACCAUUUUUGUGACAAAUUGCAGCACCACACAAACUACUGGUAACACAUGGCUGAUUCGCUGUGUGGUAAUCUGAACAGAAUUAAAAGCAUGCUUUUGAUUUAAAAAACAAAAUUAGUGAGAGAAAUCAUCAUUUUCAAUACAAAGCCCUGAACAACAGCACUUGACAGUGUCCUUUUAACUUCAAUUUUUCAAUGGAUUGCUUUAAAGAGAAUAAGUAGGGAAAACAGUAGUUAAUUUUAGGUUACAUUUUAUAUUAUACUACUGGGGACAUAAAUAGUCAUAAUCUGAUGACUAUUAUCUUUAAACUCCUUCAACAGUUUAGCAAUUAGCUCCAGGUUCUUUAAUAAACAAAAAUAAAACAUAAGCAUGCCACAGAGCUGUGGAUUUAUCAGUAAGUACCUGCAAUGAGUUUUCAGUGACGCUUUCUCUCUGUGCUGACAAGAUUCAUGCUACCUAAAAAUUAACAGAAAUGACACUGUGAACAACGUAGUUGGGAAAUAGGUAUGUGUAUAUGCAUUAUUUAUAUUCACUGUUAAAUGGGAUUGGGGAGCAUCUCUGGUUCACAAUGCUAUAUACAACUGAGUUUUUGUCUGAUUUUACUCUAUCUGCUUGAUGGCAAAAUGGGAGGGUGGUGGGUGGGACAAGAAAUGUCAGGGCAACUGCUCUGAUAAAAUGAAGGCAGGGAAACAAGCUGAAUUACUUGAAAUUACUUGAAUUUUCUUGUCUUAAAACUGAAAAAAAAAUGUAGUUACAAGUUGAAAUCUGCCAAUGGGUUAUACACCUGUGAUUUUAACAUGAACUGAUACUAAUGUUUGAGAUGAUAUGUCAGAAAUAUAAGCAGCUAUGAACUUGGAAUAUGUUUUGAAUGAGAGAAGGUAGAAAGUAGAGAACUAAGAAGGAAUAUGGCCUAUAAAAGAAUAGAAUGUGAUUAGAAUGAUAGAACAUACCAGAGUUACCAAGAAAUUGACAAGCAGCUGGUUUUAAGCUUAUGCAAGUGGUAUUUGGGAAAGUAGGAUGUGUGAAAGGGGGUUUGUGGUUUUGGUUUAAUUCAUGCAAUAUGAAGGAGAAAGCCUGGUCUAAGAAGAUGCUGUCUUUCAAUAGAAAACACUUUAUAAGACAUUACAGAGUAAGAAUUACAGAAUCUGAUUGCUGUUGGGUUUCUGUUUGUUUCUUUGGAAAGAAAAAAAAAUAUCCAGUUUAUUCUAUUUGUUUUUGCUAUCAAAAUGUGUUUCUUAAUUUCUUGUCAUCCUUGUAUGUAAAAGGGGUGCUGGGGGUGGUGGGGUAGAGGAGGGAGAAUGUGUGUGUGUGAGUGUGAGUGUGUGAGUGUGAGUGUGUGUGUGUGUGUGUGUGUGUGUGUGUGUGUGUGCUUGUGCAGGGAUAGAUAAGCUACCUGGUAAAUGAUACAUUUGAACAUUUAUAAAGUGUUAUACUUUUUAUUAAAUGAAAAAUGUUUGGGGGUUUGGAAAAAAUGGACCAUCAUUUCUCAUUGGAACCCAUUAGUUAAGAAAACCAGCAUGGUUUAACACCACAUGGGAACAUGAAUAACUUUUUUCUCAUGCUUUGAAAAGUACACUUGGCAAACUUUUAAAAAUAAAGUUUUUAGACAAAUGCGAUAAGUCAUUUCCAGUCACAAUAGGUGAUCUUUUGUAAUUUUCAUAAAAGCAGUUCGUUUGCAGUAUGGCUUUUGUGUAAUUAGGGGUUUUUUAGUGUAAAGAAAGGUAUGUGGGCUUUAAAAGUGAUUCUAAAUCUUGAACAGAAAACACAAAUUGGCUUUAACAAAUAUGUCACCUUAUUAUUGAUAUUAAUUUAAGUAAUGGUACCAUAUAUAUUUUAAAAUACAUAUUGACUUGAAUUGUGAGGCAAUAAGAUAGCAUCUAUAUGUAAUGAUCACAGAACUAACCCUUAGAAUAUAGUUUUACUUAUUUUGUUUACUCUAAAAAUCUAUAGCAGAGCUUCUCUAUUUUAUAUUUCAUAGAUUAAAAAAAAACCCAGAUAAAGAUGGAUUUAAAAUUCACUGUGCAAAAGAGUAUUGAAUAACAAACUGAGUUUUAAAAAAAGCAAGAAAUUCCUUUGUAAUUUGGGAUAGUCUACAUGGCUUUAUCACAUAGCAUAUAAGACCAAGAUUUAGAGGGCUGUCUUCAACAUCACUGCCAUCUUGAAGCAGGGUACACACAUUAGGUAUUGUGAGGAACAUCAACCCAAACUUUUCUUCUGUUGUUUGCACUGAUGCUAUUUUUUCUUCUUUUAUGUUAUACAACAUGUCUAUGUUGUGUGGGGGAGAUAUAUUUUCCUUAUUUUUUGAUUUUUUUCUUUUUUUUUUGGCUAAGUAGAGGACAUGGACUAGUUGUAGCAAACAAAAACACGCUGUUUGCUCUUGCCAAAGUUUAGUGAGAGAGUACAUAUGCUGCAGUGGUGGCAGACUUAGAGAACUAGAUCAUGACAAAGAUUUACAACUAUGAGGAAGGUUACAGUGUAACUCUUUUGGUACUAGAACCAGUUCAUGCUGGCCAAAAGACAAUGGUUUAUGGACUUGCCUCCAUUUUGUAUUUUUGUAAUAUUUGUAAAUAUGGACUUUUUAAAUUGUUGCAAAAAUGGUUUCUUUUGUAAGAUGUUUUCAACGUUUACAUUCAAUUCAAGCCUUUGUAUAUUUUAGAGCUGUGCAACACUUUAAGUCUUGUAUUUAUUUUUAGUAACAAUGGUGACAAUUUCAUUGUGAACCCCUCUCAAAAAAAUGUACCAGAAAAGUUUGAUUACCUAGAAAGUGUGUAUAGAAACUGCAAAUAAACGUGACUGCAAUUAAA